GUCCACGCACACGUCACAACACAGCAACUGAAGAGACUUUGACAAAACAAAUACAUCGGUCAUAUAUUCACAUGUUUUGUGAUUUUUAACGAUAUUUUACAGGUGUGUAUAGAAGCAUGUCGUGUGAAGCAUCGGUCCAGAAACAAGUGCUCUUAAUAAUGGACAGUUUAGUCACAUCUAUAGUGGCAGAAAUUUGUCAACUCGAUAUUUUUCAGUCAGAGCGUCGAAAUGGAAAUCCAGAAACUGAUAUUAAAAUGAAUCUGACGGAUGCUAUAAGGAAAAUAACAAACUCAACAGCUGAACACAUCUGUAGAAUCCUUCAUAAAGCAUCAAGUGGAUUAAGAAAAGAUCUGACACAACCAGAUCAAAUCAACCAUAUGAUAGAGCAGCAAUUGGCUGGCAGUGGAAGACCACUUAACACUCAUAUCAAAGAUGAGGAACAUGUCAAAGGAGGAGAUCAGCAAGGCUUCACUUCAGACGUUGUGUCGGGAAUCCAGGAAAGAUUGAGUUGCACCCCAUCUGGUGGACAUCUACUUCAGACUGUUGAAGAAGAGCUGGAGUUUAGAUUUGAAGAAGUAUUUGUCCAUGAAGAGGAACAAGUAGAGUGUCAAACUGCUGCUGUAGAUGAUAUAAUGGAGCACAAUGCAGAUGAAUCUGAAUCUGUAGAGCAUCAAAGAGAAGAGGAGUGGACCACUGAACCAAACUCUGUGGAUGAAUUAAAUGACAUUUCAGUACAAUUAAACACACUGGAUCCACCCGACAUUAUCGAGACACGAUUGAAUGUCCCAAUAGACGCCGCUGAAACUGCUGUUGUAGAUGAUAUAAUGGAGCCCAGUGCAAAUGAAUCUGAAUCUGUAGAGCAUCAAAGAGAAGAGGAGUGGACCACUGAACCGAACUCUGAGGAUGAAUCAAAUGACAUUUCAGUACAAUUAAACACACUGGAUCCACCCGACAUAAUCGAGACAGGAUUGGACGUCCCUAAAGACGCCGCUGAAGAAGAGCAACCCAAUACAAGCGAUGAGCAGAACUUAUGCAAAAUCUGCGGAAAGACCUUCACCCACCUCAACAACCUGAGAAGACACGAGCAGAAGUUCCACAGCGGAGAAACACCUCACGCUUGCCAAGAGUGCGGAGAGCGCUUCGGCUCCAGACGCCUCCUCCAAAUCCACCGCAGAGACCACAAGGUGGAAAAACCUCACAAAUGCACGCUCUGUGACAAGGUGUUUCGCUUGCCCAACCACUUGAGGAAUCACAUGAUGAGUCACGGUGACCAGAGACCGUUCUCCUGCACCACAUGUGGAAAGAGCUUCGCCUUGAUAAGCGUCCUCAGAUCUCACGAGCGAACACAUGAUGGCGAGAAGACCUUUGUAUGCUUGCAAUGUGGCUCCAAGUUUCUCACCAAGUCUUACUUGGACUACCACCAGCGAGUUCACACUGGAGAAAAGCCAUACCUGUGCAAACACUGUGGGAAGAGCUUUGCCCAAAAGGGCAACCUCAAGGCACAUGAAAGGGUUCACACGGGCGAACAGCCCUUCAGAUGCGAGGACUGUGGAAAAACCUUUGUACACGCCAACACCUUCAAAUCCCACAAGCAGCUCCACACAGGAGUCAAAGCUUUCUGCUGUGAGCUUUGUGGGAAGGGCUUUCGGCGAGGAACACAUCUCAAGACUCAUCUACUGACGCAUUCUGGAGACAAACCCUUUAGUUGCGAUGUAUGCGGCAAGACUUUUGCCCUCAAAGGAUCUCUGAAGACGCACCAGCUCACUCACACGGGGCAGAAGAGUUACACUUGUAAUGUCUGCAGUAAGCAGUUUACUCAGGCCAGCUCGCUAGCGAAACACAAACGGGUUCAUACGGGAGAGAAACCACACCGCUGCGUAAACUGUGACAAGUGUUUCUCUCAAAGCAGUCAUCUUAACUAUCACUUGAAGGUUUGCCAGUCUGGGACAAAAAGUUCUGCAAGCUCUAAUGUGGAAGAGAACUAAGUGAGCAGUCAUUUAAUUUGUGCCUUUCUUGCAGAUACCCAACUGUGACCAAAUAAUUUAGACUUUUCUUAGAAGAUCUGCAAGAUGUUUCAUGCCUAAUUAUUGGAUAUAAUUAGGGUGAAUCUCACUAAGAAACUCCUGUGUCAAAUUUUACAGUGAAAUAAAGCAAUUACAUUUUGCAUAA
This is a messenger RNA of Carassius carassius (crucian carp), 2169 nucleotides long. Its product is annotated as zinc finger protein OZF-like. Bases 117 to 1985 code for a protein of 622 amino acids. Gene Ontology annotation, biological process: negative regulation of transcription by RNA polymerase II. The transcript has 6 exons. The record is from RefSeq and is a predicted model, not a curated record. Lineage: Eukaryota; Metazoa; Chordata; Actinopteri; Cypriniformes; Cyprinidae. Gene Ontology annotation, molecular function: DNA-binding transcription repressor activity, RNA polymerase II-specific.